This is a messenger RNA of Arabis nemorensis, 1167 nucleotides long. The record is from the annotation of a GenBank genome assembly. NCBI's taxonomy places the organism in Eukaryota, Viridiplantae, Streptophyta, Magnoliopsida, Brassicales, Brassicaceae.
AUGAUUUCAAAAUGGUGUUAUUUUGUUAUUGUCAAGGAGAAGAAGCAGAUCUCAGGAUCGGUAACGGUUUCUUUGAUCUCAGGAGUUUCGGUUUUAAUCGGAGCGGUUUCUGUAUCGGUUUGGUUAAUCCGGAGAAAACAGAGCUCCGGCGAGUACAAAACAGAGUCGAAGACAGAGUUCGACGAAGAAGGGCAAGAUGGUAAAUUUGUAGCGUUUGAUGAAGGAUUCGAGCUUGAGCUUGAGGAUUUGUUGAGAGCAUCGGCUUAUGUAAUAGGUAAAAGCAGGAGCGGGAUUGUGUACAGAGUAGUGACGACGGAAUCAUCCUCCGACGUUGUUGCCGUUAGAAGGCUCGGCGACGGUAACGCCACGUGGCGGUUUAAGGAUUUCGAGAACGAAGUGGAGAUUAUGAGUAGGAUCAAUCAUCCAAACAUUGUUAAGCUAAGUGCUUACUAUUAUGCAGAGGAUGAGAAGCUUCUAAUCACUGAUUUCAUUACCAAUGGAAGCUUGUACUCUGCUUUACAUGGUGGACCUUCGAAUACUCGGCUUCCGCUCUCUUGGGCUGAGAGGUUACGUAUAGUACAAGGGACAGCUCGGGGUUUGAUGUAUAUACAUGAAUACAGUUCAAGAAAGUAUGUACACGGCAACUUAAAAUCGAGCAAGAUCCUGUUAGAUGAUGAGCUACAUCCUCGCAUUUCGGGUUUCGGUCUCACACGUCUGGUUUCGGGUUAUCCCAAACUACCAACUGAUCAUUCACAAUCCACCAAAAUGCAAAGCAUAGACCACACAGUGGCGACAAGGCUCUCAGCUCAUCAAGUUGCUUACCUUGCACCCGAAGCCCGAGCUUCUUCUUCUGGUUGCAAAUCAUCUCAGAAAUGCGAUGUUUAUUCAUUUGGGGUGAUUCUAUUGGAAUUGUUGACUGGUCGGUUACCAUAUAAUGGUUCCUAUGAAACCGAAGGAGAAGAACUCGUUAGUACUUUGAGGAAGUGGCACAAGGAAGAGAGAUCGUUGGCCGAGAUCUUAGAUCCGAAGCUUCUAAAUCAGGAUUUCGCCGAUAAACAAGUUCUUGAAACCAUUCGUGUCGCUUUAAACUGCACGGAAAUGGAUUCAGAGAUGCGUCCUAGGAUGAGAUCUGUGUCUGAGUGUUUAGGUCGAAUCAAAUCGGGAUAA